This is a messenger RNA of Oncorhynchus nerka (sockeye salmon), 3731 nucleotides long. Its product is annotated as myeloid-associated differentiation marker-like protein 2. The transcript has 2 exons. Gene Ontology annotation, cellular component: membrane. Lineage: Eukaryota; Metazoa; Chordata; Actinopteri; Salmoniformes; Salmonidae. The record is from RefSeq and is a predicted model, not a curated record. Bases 1035 to 1952 code for a protein of 305 amino acids.
AGAGGGAGAGAGAGAGAGAGAGAGAGAGAGAGAGAGAGAGAGAGAGAGAGAGAGAGAGAGAGAGAGAGAGAGAGAGAGAGAGAGAGAGAGAGAGAGAGAGAGAGAGGUGGUUUUUGGGCCACAUGGCUUGGUUGUCAGUGAGAGUGUGUACUGCAACAGACAGACAGAGAGACAAAGUGUGGUCGUUGACCUAAGGACUUCAAACUUGACCAUCGGAAGACAGACAAGGUGACUGGACCGGAUUAUAUUGGAUCAUUACAUGAUAUUACAUACUGGGAUUAUGACAAAAUGACGAUAACCCAGAGGUAAGUCACAGAUGAGAGUCUGUACUGUUCCGUCCAAGAGAAGAAAAGCUCUGACAGAGACUGAAAGUCCUCAAAAGAGGAAAAGCUCUGACAGAGACUGAAAGUCCUCAAAAGAGGAACAGGUCGGUUGGAUGUAAAUACUGGAUUUCAUGAAUGUCCAGUAUUCAAAGAUUCAAGAAAUACAUAUAUUAUGUGUUAAUCUUCUAAGGAUUCAAAUAUAUAUCAGAGGACUGAAGAAAUAUAUAUAUAAGGACACGAGAAAUAUAUGGACUGAAGAAGAUAUUCUGACUACACAAGAGAUAUAUGGACUGAAGAAGAUAUUCUGACUACACAAGAGUGUGUCCUUUUGAUGUGUCUGAACAGUGGAUCAGUCCGAGCUUCUCUACACACAUGUGAUCCAGAGAGCGUUUCAGCCACGAGGGACGGCUGCGUUCUGACCUGUUUUCUUUGUGACAUACCGUGAGUCGCCGACACAUAAAUAGAGACCCAGAAAAUACCCAGAGUCCCUAGCGUCCCGGCAGAAACAGCAGAGCGAGAAGCAACCACGCACAAACACACCUGGUUCAUGAGUCGAUACAUUCAAGACUUGCUUUGUGUCGUCACGUUUUCCACUUCAUCCUACUCCAGUAUAGGACAGACACCCCCCUUAACCCUCAAACUCUCACCUCUAACCCUUGACCUCUGACCCCUGAUCUCUGAACCCUGACUUGUGAACCCUGUCUCCUGACUAUGAGCCCUCAGGGGGGUCAGUACCUCAACAAGGCAGCGGUCUUCUCCUCGCUUGGCGCCGCCCGCCUCUCCCAGCUGGCCCUGGGCUGCUCAGUGGUCGCCAUGGUGAGCCACAGUGCGGGCUACAGCGAAGGGUCGUACGGCGUGUUCUGCAUGGCGGUGUGGUGCGCGUGCUUCGGCAUGACGACGGUGGUGUUCUUCCUGGACGCCACCCGUCUCCACGCCUGUCUGCCCGUCUCCUGGGAUAACCUGACGGUGGCAUUCGCCGCCCUGGCGACCCUCAUGUAUGUGACAGCCUCGGUGGUUUACCCAGUCUACUUUGUCAGAGCAGAGUGCCCCUACGGAGGCUGUGAGGUCCGGAACUUCCGCAUCGCCGUCACUGUCUGCUCCAUCGCCGGCUCCCUGGCCUACGGCGCCGAGGUGAUCCUCUCGCGAGCCAAACCAGGCCGGGUUGUGGGCUACAUGGCAACCGUCUCCGGCCUCCUCAAGGUCGUCCAGGGCUUCGUGGCGUGCAUUAUCUUCGGAGCGCUGGCGAACGGGACCGAGUAUUCUCGUCACGUAGCGACGAUUUACUGCGUGGUCGUCUACGCCGUCUGCUUCGCCAUGACGACCGUCGUGGUUAUAUUGACCGUGUCCGGUCGCACCGGGUGUCUGAAGUUACCGUUCGACCGGUUUGUUGUUGUUUACACGCUCUUGGCGGUUCUUCUCUACCUCAGCGCCUCCGUCGUCUGGCCCGUGUUCUGCUUCGACAGGAAGUACGGAUCGCCAGAGCGCCCGUCGUCAUGCCCGCGGGGCCGGUGUCCGUGGGAUAGUAAGGUGGUCGUUGCAGUGUUUAGCUUCGUCAACCUGGCGCUGUACCUCGCCGACCUGGUGUACUCACAACGGAUACGUUUCGUAACCCAGCAACCACGGGUGUAGAGCAGAAUGGGACAGAACAGAACAGAAUGGGAUACAACGUUAUUGUACAGCCAGAAGUGAACAUUCACACAAAGACAAUAUGCUUUGUCUUCCACCACCAACCACUGAUGAGGUGUAGAAUAGGAGGAGGAGUAACUACUGAGUCAGAGAGAAAGGGGCGUCGACUAUACAUCAAUCAAUCAAAUUUAUUUAUAAAGCCAUUUCUACAUCAGCUGAUGUCUCAAAGUGUUUAUACAGAAACUCAGCCUAAAACCCCAAACAGCAAGAUGCAGAUGUAGAAGCACAGUGGCUAGGAAGAACUCCCUAGAAAGGCAGGAACCUAGGAAGAGACCUAGAGAGGAACCAGGCCCUGAGGGGUCAGUCCUCUUCUGGCUGAACCUAGGAAGAGACCUAGAGAGGAACCAGACUCUGAGGGGUCAGUCCUCUUCUGGCUGAACCUAGGAAGAGACCUAGAGAGGAACCAGACUCUGAGGGGUCAGUCCUCUUCUGGCUGAACCUAGGAAGAAACCUAGAGAGGAACCAGACUCUGAGGGGUCAGUCCUCUUCUGGCUGAACCUAGGAAGAGACCUAGAGAGGAACCAGACUCUGAGGGGUCAGUCCUCUUCUGGCUGAACCUAGGAAGAGACCUAGAGAGGAACCAGACUCUGAGGGGUCAGUCCUCUUCUGGCUGUGCCGGGUGGAGAUUAUAACAGUACAAGGCCAUUAAGGCUUUUGAUUGAGUACAUCACCUACUUGCAUGAAUGUGUCACCCUCUUUUAAUGAUGGGCUAAUAUCUCACAACCAUGUAACCAUUGAGAUAUAAAAUAUUCUUAUUCAGUGUUUAUGCACAUAACAGCCAGCUAACCCUGCUACGACACCCCAUUCGGGUGACACUCAGUAACUGACCCCUCUCACACCACUCUAGAUAUGAUGUGGGAUGGAUGACAUCACUAAACAUGACAUCACUGACUAACACAAUUCCUCUCCUCUCCGUUUCCCCUCCUCUGACUAGCCUAACACACCCUACCAGACCAUUGGCAUCUCUAGCUAAAUCCCUAUUAUGCUGCCUCCCCCCCAACUCCCUGCCCCUCCAGCCCAGACUACCACCACUCUAUCUGGGGUGGAAGAUUUGAGAGAGUAGCUCUACUUCACCAACCCAUGACACACUCCACUCUCCGUUUCCCCAGUACCAGCCACCCCCUGCCCUCUACCCCCAGAAGCCCCCCUCUCUUCAUGGGGUGUGAGGGGAGAGCAGCCAGCUGGUUGGGGCUUCUCUGUCAGCAGAACCAGAAGGAGAGGAACAGCACGGAAUCUGACCAGCUCAUCACACUCUCACUGGGGUCCCCCACCCUCUCUCCGUCUCUCUCUCUUUCUCUCUGUCUCUUACUGUCUCCCUCUCUCUCUCUCUGUCUCUCUCUCUUUCUCUCUGUCUCUUACUGUCUCCCUCUCUCUCUCUCUCUCUCUCUCUCUCUCUCUCUCUCUCUCUUCUCUCCCUCUCUCUCUCUCUCUCUCUCUCUCUGUCUCUCUGUCUCUUACUGUCUCCCCCUCUCUCUCUCUCUAUGUCUCUUACUGCCCCCCUCUCUGUCUCUCUCUCUGUCUCUCUUUCUCCCCCUCUCUCUCUCUCUCUCUCUCUCUCUCCCUCUCUCUCUCUCUCUGUGUCUUUCUCUCUUCUUCCUUUCUUCCUCCUCUCCUCUCCUCUCCUCUCCUCUCCUCUCCUAUUAACCUCUCCUCUCCUCUUCUUUCUUCUCCUCUCCUUUCUUCCUCCUCUCUUCUCCUUUCUUCCUCCUCCUCUCCUUUCCU